Messenger RNA from Penicillium expansum, 1314 nucleotides. RefSeq lists its product as uncharacterized. Gene Ontology annotation, biological process: regulation of transcription by RNA polymerase II. The record is from RefSeq and is a predicted model, not a curated record. The transcript is spliced from 2 exons. The coding region runs from base 1 to 1314 and encodes 437 amino acids. Lineage: Eukaryota; Fungi; Ascomycota; Eurotiomycetes; Eurotiales; Aspergillaceae. Gene Ontology annotation, molecular function: DNA-binding transcription factor activity, RNA polymerase II-specific.
AUGACUGUUGAUGAUGAAGACCAAUACGCUUUGCAAGUUGGAAUUCCGAACCUAGCUUUCCAGAACAAGCUCCUCAUGAAGUCUGUCCUCGCAUUCUCCGCAGUAUGUAAAUGCUGUGAUGUCAUCAAUCAGCCGUCAAUAUCCCAUGAAGACCGUGAAAAAGUCCUGGUACUUCUCUCUAUCGCUGAUCAAUACCACAUGGAAUCACUGCGGGAGGUCCAAGCGAAACUCUCCGAAACUGAUCAAUACGACCAUAUUCUUGCCAAUGCGGCUAUGAUGGGGAUGUAUGGAUCAAGCAGCCACUGUGUCCGAAUCUGGUUAGCGGAAACAGCAUCCGACAACGACCUAGAACGAGGCCGGUUUAUUCCAAAAAGCUGUCAAUGGAUUAGUCUCUUUCGCGCUGUACGUGUGGCCUACACCGGACUGCUCAACGAUAGGUUCAAAACAGAGGAUGUGGUUCAACUUGCCUCGCCUAUCUCAUUCAUUGAUCCCGUGGCAAGUUGCGAUUUUCAGAUGCAUUGCGAAUGCACAGUAUCAUCUCGUUGUGAGCAGCAAAAGGGUCCCCAAGAUCACGCUUUGUAUCCUAUUCUGGCUGCUACGGUGGGAUCCGCACUGAGAAGGCUAAGAAAAAGGGCCCAAGAAAUCGCCAAAAAUGGGAUGGGUGACUAUGAAGACCAGGAUACACCAGCUAUCCAUAACGACUCCUACGUCCAAGCAUGUUUUGCUGCGUUGGACCUGUUUGAAAACAUUGCAAUCGAGACUUUUCCCGAUAUUAAUUUGGUGCCAAACACGCCAGGCCUUUCACCUCUCGCUUCUGAAGUUGAUGUUAAUCCUGUGGGACAAGCCUCGAAAGUUUCGCCCUGGAUACGGAGAUACACAGCUAGAAUAACUUCGAUGAUCUCUUCGAAGCUUCCGCGAAGGUUCAUUAUGGCAUUCGUUCAUAAAGCUCCUACGAAAUAUCUAAACUUGGUUGAAGACAUGAUGGGUCUCAUGCAAAUCGGAGCACCAGGGAGUCACGGAGUAACGGCGUGUCCCCUGAACCCCAUGAAUUCGGAGCCUAGCCUAGCACACCAGCUAGCUGUGGAUAUAUUUGCCCAUUGGCUUGUUCUGGUCAUGUUAUUAGACAAGGUAUGGUGGAUUGGUGGUAUUGGAGCCUGGGAACUUGGGCAACUUAUCUCCCUUAAGCGAGAUACACGAUGGCUCGACAACUCAAAAAACACAGAGUCAAGGAUUGGGUAUGACUUGAAAGGCAAGAAGAUCACCACGCGAAGAAAGGCCAUGGACUACCUUUUACGGCGUUUCUUCGCAAGCUAA